CAGAAAACGAUGCUACUUGGUAGUGUCGGAGCUCAUCGUUUUUUGAGUUCACUCACUUUCUCUCUCUCCAAAUCCUCCUUCUCUCUCCGAUCAUUUUCAGCCAUGGCCGAAGAAUUCGUCAAGGGCACCGUUUAUCCAAACGGCGUCGCUGUCAUCACCCUCGAUCGCCCCAAAGCUCUCAACGCCAUGAACCUAGAUAUGGAUGUAAAGUAUAAAAGUUAUCUUGAUGAAUGGGAAUUGGAUCCGAGGAUCAAAUGUGUUCUGAUUGAUAGCAGCUCGCCUCGUGCCUUUUGUGCGGGUAUGGAUAUUAAAGGGGUUGUUGCUGAAAUUCAAAAGGACAAAAGUGGUGAUGUGAAGCAGAUAACAAUCAAAAACAAUCUAUCGGAUAUGAUUGAGGUCUUCACGGCUGAGUAUUCUUUGAUAUGCAAAAUUUCUGAAUACAAGAAGCCAUAUAUUAGCUUCAUGGAUGGAAUAACGAUGGGCUUUGGGAUUGGCUUAUCUGGUCAUGGCCGCUAUCGCAUCAUAACAGAGAGAACUGUUCUUGCAAUGCCGGAAAAUGGAAUUGGCUUGUUCCCAGAUGUAGGUUUUUCUUAUAUAGCGGCUCAAAGUCCAGGAGAAGGAUCUGUUGGUGCUUAUCUUGGAUUGACUGGAAAGAGGAUUUCUACUCCUUCAGAUGCAAUAUUUGUUGGCCUUGGAACACAUUAUGUGCCAUCGGGAAAGUUAGGUUCAUUUAAGGAGGCCCUUUUGGCAGCUAACUUUUCCCAGGAUCCACAUCAGGACAUCAAAGUACUUUUAGCAAGAUAUGAGUCCAACCCUGAGUCUGAGGCACAGUUAAAAUUGCUUUUACCCCAGAUAAUUUCUUCAUUUGGAGGAAAUAUAUCAGUUACUGAGACCAUUGAGGAGCUAAAAAAACACCAGUCAAGCACUGACCCUAAUGUUGUGGAGUGGGCUAAUGAAGCUCUCCAAGGCCUCGAAAAAGGUGCACCUUUUUCCCUUUUCUUGACCAAAAAGCACUUCUCCGCUGUUGCUUCUGCACUAGGGGAAAAUGACAGCGAAUUAUCCACGCUUAGUGGCGUGAUGAAAACUGAGUAUCGCAUUGCCUUGAGGUCUUCACUGCGACAUGAUUUUGCAGAAGGUGUCCGAGCAGUAUUGGUGGACAAGGAUCAGAACCCCAAGUGGAAACCAUCAACGUUGGAGGAUGUUGAUCCGAGUGAAGCGGAAGCUGUCUUUAAACCAUUAGGGUCAGAGGUUGGGGAGUUGACUGUGUAAUUUUAUAAGGAAAGUGUACUCUUCUCGUUUCUUCAAAUGCAUUACAGAAUUGUAGACACUGCAUCAAAUAAACGGAUGGUGUUAUCAUCGAGUCCAGCUCCGGCUCGAGGUCCAGGUCCAGGUCCAGGGUUUUGCUUGUACUGCUGUCAUCAUCUGUCAUCACGAUGAUAACAUUUAGUCCAUGAUCUUGGAAAUCAAAGGACCAUGUUGCUUCUAGUAUACCUCCAUGGAAGAAAUGAAGACUAUGGUUUCCUUAAUUUAUCUUUUUUAUUUUCUUCCCAAAAAUAUUUUGACUCGAGGAAAUCUAAGAAUGUCCAAAAUUUUACGUGGUAUAGUUGGGUGAACUCAUUUAAUGUGUCAAUUGAGACCUUUUAUCAUCCAGUCUUGGAAUAAAAAU
Messenger RNA from Gastrolobium bilobum, 1666 nucleotides. Its product is annotated as 3-hydroxyisobutyryl-CoA hydrolase-like protein 3, mitochondrial. Lineage: Eukaryota; Viridiplantae; Streptophyta; Magnoliopsida; Fabales; Fabaceae. The record is from RefSeq and is a predicted model, not a curated record. Gene Ontology annotation, biological process: L-valine catabolic process. Gene Ontology annotation, cellular component: cytosol. The transcript is spliced from 11 exons. Gene Ontology annotation, molecular function: 3-hydroxyisobutyryl-CoA hydrolase activity. The coding region runs from base 10 to 1269 and encodes 419 amino acids.